Osmerus eperlanus (European smelt) is the source of this 2272-nucleotide messenger RNA. It is a transcript of the gene rhov, whose product is annotated as ras homolog family member V. The coding region runs from base 143 to 853 and encodes 236 amino acids. The record is from RefSeq and is a predicted model, not a curated record. The transcript is spliced from 3 exons. Gene Ontology annotation, biological process: endocytosis; Cdc42 protein signal transduction; establishment or maintenance of cell polarity. Gene Ontology annotation, molecular function: GTPase activity; GTP binding; protein kinase binding. NCBI's taxonomy places the organism in Eukaryota, Metazoa, Chordata, Actinopteri, Osmeriformes, Osmeridae.
CCAGAUGGCAUCACCGGUCAGAUCACAGAAGCUUGAUGAGCUGAACCACCGGAGUAUACAUUAUCCCAAAACUUCAUGAGGCACGAUACCGAUUACAUUCUUGGCUCUUAUGUUAAUUAAACGUUAACUUUGAAAGUUGGACAUGCCACCUCAAAUGGAUUAUUUUUAUGAAGAACCUCGAGUCCCAUCCGCUUGUGGGCUGACUGCAGCGGACGAACUGGAGCCAGCGGCGAUCAGCUGUAUGCUGGUCGGGGAUGGAGCUGUAGGAAAGACAAGUAUGAUUGUUAGCUAUACAACAAAUGGAUAUCCCACGGAAUAUAAACAGACAGGUUUUGACGUAUUUUCAGGUCAGGUACAAAUUGAAGGAGCCCCUGUAAAAGUUCAGUUGCUCGACACAGCCGGCCAGGAAGAAUUCGACAGCUUCCGCUCGCUCUCCUACUCCCAGACAGACGUCUUCAUCCUGUGUUUCAGUGUCGUCAACCCCACAUCGUUCCACAACGUCACCAAGAAAUGGAUCCCCGAGAUCAGGGCCUGUAACCGCUCCUCGCCCAUCAUCCUGGUCGGCACCCAGUCGGACCUCCUGCUCGACGUCAACGUGCUCAUCAACCUGGACCGCUGCAAGGUCAAGCCUGUCCUCAGCUCCCGGGCGCAGAGCAUGGCAGACAAGAUCAGGGCCGCGGACUACGUGGAGUGUUCCUCUCUGACUCAGAAGAACCUGAAGGAGGCGUUUGAUGCGGCCAUCUUUGCGGGUAUCAAACACAAGACCAGGAAGGGGAAGAAGAGGAGCCUGUCGGACAGACGCACCAAGGCCUUCUCCAGAUGCAGCUGGAAGAAGUUCUUCUGCUUUAUCUGAACUCACUGAUCAUCAACCCUAUGGGUCAUGGAACAAAGCUAUUAUUAUUUAUUAAUUUACAGAGACUAUUGAUAAAGACUUAUUUCGGUGUUAUUAAGGUGGUGGAUGCAGCCAGAUGGUAUUCUCUUGCUGAACCAGUGUGUCUGGGGUCUGGUUUCUGGUCUUGGUUGAUCUCAAAGAUGAAGCCAAGUUGAUUACAUCCAAGUGUGACACAUAUGCAUGUCUAAUUUCUAUUUCUGAUAUGAUCAUGUCAGGAACAGCAAGUGUCUCAACGCUGGGAAGGCUACUGUGCAUGGCUAGCCACGAUGACAGGAACGAACAUCCAGUCAGGAGUAGCCAUGUAAAUGUAGUGAAUUUGCAUUAGCUGGGACACUGCCUACUGCGUUCUGACUGCUGUGUGUAUCAGGGACAGGGAGUGGGCUAAGAGAAGGCUCAGAUUAGUCACUAUUGUGUUCAGCGCUGCCUAGCUCCCCAAAGCCAUUCACAUCCCAGCUGACAGUGCAGGGUCAAGUCACAGUGCAAGGGUGUCACCUUUUGACCUGUACGUGAACCAGUGCUUACCCAUGACACUAUAUUGUUUACUAGGGGUUGAUUCAAUCAGUUGACAAUAUCAACACCCUUCCACAACCAGCAUUUUUGAAAACACAAGGUUCUCCUUAAAUGUCUGUUUGACCAUGAAGGAGAAGCAGGGAGUGAUUGACUAAAAGGAGAAGAAAGCAUUCCCCUUUCUUGGUAUUUUGCACAUGGUGACCCGGGUAAACUGUUUGCUAACUAGUGUACUCCCUGUAGCCCCGACCAAGGUGACUACUCUCUGUCUGGGACUCCUUUGUCUCCUGGUCAUCUCCAUGUGUAAAGGUGAGCACUAUGGGAGGGCUGAAACAGCCCCUAGCUGAAUGCGGUCCCUACCUGUCUCUGUAGUGAAUGAAAACCCCCCUGCUCCAGAGCCACUGUUUAUGAAUAAUCAAGUCCCUGCUUUGUCUCCGGGCUAAACUGCUGCUCGCCAGGCCACACCGUGUACGUCAUGUGGGGGACCUCUGCUUGAGGGUAAACGUUCACCGUUAACGUCUAUGCUACUCUCUGUUUCUGUCAGUUGGGUUGUUUCUGCCAGACUGUCCGGAUCAUGUUAUGGAGGACUGGCACACGCAGGCUAAAGCUUGUUAUGCUUCUUGUAGAAGUGAAUGCUGUAUAUGUCGAAUCUAUUCUGUUUUCUUGAAACAGUUAAUGGAAAGUCAACAUUUUCUUUGUGCAUUGUGAUGAUAAAAUGAUAAUCUCAUUUUGUUGCAGUAAUCCUUGAACAAUACAUUUGUUGUGUGUGAAAUUGUUGCCAAUCAAUUUUAAAAUCUCAUGCUCAGCCCACACUUUGUUGGAAUGAAAGUAAUGAAAAUAAAUGCAUUCAAAUAAAUGUAAAAAAACAAACAA